Hirsutella rhossiliensis is the source of this 1698-nucleotide messenger RNA. RefSeq names its product transcription factor PAP1 domain-containing protein. Gene Ontology annotation, cellular component: RNA polymerase II transcription regulator complex. The record is from RefSeq and is a predicted model, not a curated record. Bases 1 to 1698 code for a protein of 565 amino acids. Gene Ontology annotation, molecular function: DNA-binding transcription activator activity, RNA polymerase II-specific; transcription cis-regulatory region binding. NCBI's taxonomy places the organism in Eukaryota, Fungi, Ascomycota, Sordariomycetes, Hypocreales, Ophiocordycipitaceae. The transcript is spliced from 3 exons.
AUGUCCUCUACCGGCGACCAAGGUGGCUCCGUGCCGCCCAAUUUCUUCUUGACCCCGCAUCAGCAGAAUCUGCUCUUCACGGCCCUCAACGCCAACAAGCAGCCAAGCGCUGGCUCCCCGCCAAACAACGGCGUCUCACUCUCGCCAACCUCUUUCAAGAGCUCGCCCAUGCCGUCCUUUGGGAGCGCCGGUUUGCAAGAGAGCCCAUAUCUCGACAAUUACGACUACGACUUUGGUGACUCCAGCUUCGACUUUUCCUUUGCGAGCAACGAUCAGGCCCAGAUGAUUGGCGAUGCACCAGGCACCGCAAAGUCGGACUCACCCGAGAACGACUCGAAUGAAAAGAGAGGCCACCCGGACGACGAAGAAGGCGACGACAGCCCUGGAAAUGACUCGAAGCGCCAUGAGGGCACCGACAAGGGCCCCAAGAAGCCGGGCCGGAAACCCCUCACUUCAGAGCCCACUACCAAGCGCAAGGCCCAGAAUCGAGCAGCACAGCGCGCUUUUAGGGAGCGCAAGGAGAAGCACUUGAAGGACCUGGAGACCAAGGUCCAGGAAUUGGAGACGGCGUCGGAGGCCGCAAACCACGAGAACAGCAAGCUGCGAGUCCAGCUGGGCCGCAUCACCACCGAGCUCAACCAGUACAAGCAGAAAUUGGCCGUCCUGGCCAAUGUCAACAAAGCGGCGCCCAGGGACAAGAUGGCUUUUGGAAGCGCCGCCCUCAACAACCUCGGUGAUGUAAGUUUCCAGUUUGAGAUCCCCAAGUUCGGAACGCUGCCAGGAAUGCCCUCCGAUAAGCCUUUGGCAUCACUUUCCCCCAACGGCCAGGUGCCCAGCCCGGCCCAAAGCCAAGGCAACGACGCCAUGUUGCCGCAGUCGGCACGGCAGUCGGAUGAUCUGGCCAAGUUCUCGGGCGCUCCCACUCCACCCAUCAGCGGCUAUCGUGGGCCCGGCUCACGAGCAAGCGUCGACUCGGGCAACAUGAGCCUAGGUGGCGCCUCGAGCUCGCCCUCUGCGUCAUCCAACUCCAACGGCGGCCCGGUCUCGUCUUGCGGCACAUCUCCAGAGUCUUCCAGUCACUCUCCGAUGGGUUUCAAGCCGCUCGAGACCUUGACUACGAUUGGUGAGGAGCAGCAAGCGGCCGCGACCACGCAGCAGCCCUUUGCACAGUUUGCCCACGUGGACAUUGGAAGUCCUAGCUUCGACUGGCUGGCCAACCAGAACGGCGGUCACUUUGAUCCGCAGCUGUUCGGCGACUAUCGCGAGCCUCAGGACAACGUACUUUCCAACUCCAACUUUGACGACUUCUUCAACGACGCGCUCGAUGCCGACUUCUUGAACCCUUACAACGUGCCUUCUGCGGCAACGGCCCCCAAGAAGAAUCUGAUUGAUGAGAUUGACGCCAAGCAGAAGGCGCUGGACGAUACGCAACAGAACAUGAGGUGUACAGAAAUAUGGGAUAAAUUGCAGGGCUGCCCCAAGGCGCAGAGCGGCGAAUUCGACCUCGACGGGCUCUGCUCCGAACUAACCAAGAAGGCUAAGUGCUCGGGCAACGGCCCCGUCGUGGCGGAGAGGGACUUUGACAGCAUCCUCAAGAAAUACAUGGGCAAGGACGCGUCGUCGUCGAACUGCAUGGCGAGCUCGUUGGGCAUCGAAGUUCAACCAAAUGAGAAGCCCAACGGGGUCACCACGCUGUGA